Molecule: messenger RNA, 4237 nt
Organism: Pseudopodoces humilis (Tibetan ground-tit)
Lineage: Eukaryota; Metazoa; Chordata; Aves; Passeriformes; Paridae
Source: RefSeq, a predicted model, not a curated record
AUGAGCACGGCCGCCAGCCCCGAGCCCCUGCCCGAGCCCCCCGCCCCCGGGCCCCGCUGCCCCCCCCAGGAGGACCCCGAGUUCCUGCGGGCGCGGAGCGGGGCCGGGGACCUGCGCCAGGACUUCAACCUGAUGGAGCAGAAGAAGCGGGUGACGAUGAUCCUGCAGAGCCCGUCCUUCCGGGAGGAGCUGGAGAGCCUGAUCCAGGAGCAGAUGAAGAAGGGGAACAACUCGUCACACGUGUGGGCGCUGCGGCAGAUCGCUGACUUCAUGGCCACCACGUCCCCUGCUGCCCUGCCCACGUCCCCCAUGGGGCUGGCAUCGGUCACCCCCAUCAAUGACCUGCACGGGACGGAGGGGCCGGCACUGGCCAAGGGCGAGCGGCUGAUGCGCUGCAAGGUGGGCAGCAUCCACCGGCUGCUGGACCUGUACGGCUGGGCACAGCUGGGACACGCCGCCGUCACCCUGCGGGUCAGCAAGGAGCAGGAGCACUUCUUGGUGGCCCCGCAGGGGCUGGCGUGCAGCGAGGUGACAGCGGCCAGCCUGGUGAAGGUGAACGUGCUGGGGGCCGUGGUGGAGCAGGGCAGCACCAGCUUCGCGCCCGACGCCCGCAGCUUCAGCCUGCACGCCGCGAUCUACGCCGCGCGCCCCGACAUCCGCUGCAUCGUGCGGCUGCACACCCCUGCUGCUGCCGCUGUGUCAGCCAUGCGCUGUGGGCUCCUGCCCAUCUCCCGCGCCGCUCUUCUCCUGGGGGACGUGGCCUACUUUGACUUCCGCGGGGAGGUGGAGGAUGAGGCCGAUCGUGUGGAGCUCCAGAAGUGCCUCGGGCCUACCUGCAAGAUCCUGGUGCUGCGGAACCACGGGGUGCUGGCACUGGGGGACACGGCCGAGGAGGCUUUCUACAGCAUCUUCCACCUGCAGGCGGCCUGCGAGGUCCAGGUGUCGGCUCUGGCGAGCGCGGGAGGCGCGGAGAACCUGAUUGUGCUGGAGCGGGCGCAGCAGCGCGUGCCCCACGGCCUGGGCGCCGUGCGCCGCGCCGGCACCACCUUCGGGCCCCUGCACAAGAGCCGCCUGGGCGAGCACGAGUUCGAGGCCCUCAUGAGGAUGUUGGACAACCUGGGAUACCGCACGGGCUACACGUACCGCUACCCCUUCGUGCAGGAGAAGAGCAAGCCCAAGAGCGACGUGCUGAUCCCCGCCACCGUGACGGCCUUCGUGUUCGAGGACGAGCCCACCGGGACCCCCGCCCUGCGCCAGCACGCCCAGAAGCAGCAGAAGGAGAAGACGAGGUGGCUCAACACCCCCAACACCUACACCAGGGUCAACCUGGCCGAGGAGCAGCAGGGCACCGCCGGUGGCCAGCGGACAAAGACCACGUGGCUGCGAGCAGACGAGGUGGAGAAGGGCAGCAGUGGGACCCCGAUCCGCAUCGAGAACCCCAACCAGUUCGUGCCGCUCUACACGGACCCGCAGGAGGUGCUGGAGAUGCGCAACAAGAUCCGGGAGCAAAACCGCCAGGAUGUGAAGUCAGCCGGGCCCCAGUCGCAGCUGCUGGCCAGUGUCAUUGCCGAGACGAGCCGCAGCCCCUCCACCGAGAGCCACCUGGGGGACGCAGAGGCCAAGGAGGGUCAGGAAGAGGCUCCCCCUGAGCCAGAGCCCCCCAACCCCUUCAGCCAGCUCACAGACCAGGAGCUGGAGGAGUACAAGCAGGAGGUGGAGAGGAAGAAGCGCCUGCAGGGCGAGAGGGACGCGGCAGCAGAGGAGAGUGAGGCUCCCCCCACAGAGGCACUCCCUCCGGAGCCCCCGGCACCUGCAGAGCCCACCGAGGGUGAUAAGAAGGCCGAUGGUGGCCAAGCCCCCCCUGACUCCACCGCCAAGAAGGAGCCACCAGCGGUGGUGAACGGGAAGGAUGAAGAGCAAAGCACGGAGGAAAACCUUGGAAAAGGGGGGACGGACCGGACAACCACCAACGCUGACCAGGACGCCCCCAAGGAGAAGGAGACAGUGACCAGCAACCCUGUGUCCCCGGAUGGUUCACCCUCCAAAUCGCCCUCCAAAAAGAAGAAGAAAUUCCGGACCCCAUCGUUCCUGAAAAAAGGCAAAAAGAAGGAAAAGAUCGAAUCCUGAGUCUCCCAAGGCCUCGUGCGUGGCCAUCCUGGGAACCCCUGGGAUCUCUGAGCCCGGGAGCGCCGGGGCAGCUCCUGCCUCGUGCGUCUGGCCGAGGCGCGGCCCAAAACCCCUGGAAUCCGGCUGUUUUCCAGGUCCUCCCGGCACAAGGCACCUCAUCCCCCUUGUCACCCGCCUCUGGAGGCGGUCACCGAGCUUAGAGAGACUGUGGUCCCCGUUUGGGGGAAUUCCUGCUGCAUCUUCCCCCCCUUUCCCUCCUGGGCUCCAGCCUCUCCCCACCGUGGGCCGAGGGUUGGGUUUUUUCCACCAGAGCCCAGUUCUGCUUGAUCUGAGGAAGAAAAAGGUGUUUUGUGGUUAUUUUCUUCACCUUCUGUCUCAAGCUCUGCUGGAACGGCGCUGGCUUCAUCCCCAGGGAAAACUGUCCGUUGCUUCACCAGGAGAAUGGGAUUGAGCUGAAGGCAGGGGAUUGCUUUUCCUGAAGGAGAAGCUGAGGUUUUUUCCUUCCCAGAUUGUAAUCUUCCUCUCCUUGGGCUAAAGAACCACUUCAUCCCCUUCUCCUGGUACUCCUACCCUGUGUUUUCCCCACCCAAGGAAGAGCAGCGGGAUUUCCCACCACUGGAAAAACCCCCACCUCACUGCACGACCUGCACCUGGGAAAAUAGGGAAACAAACCUCCGGGAAUUGUCUGUGUAAUUUAAAACUAAGCAAAACUCACUCACUAAGUGCUACUUCGGGAUGAACACACGCUGCCAAUUCCCGCCGGCCUCCGCUCACAGUGACCCCGUCCGCGCCGGCUCCCUGCUUUUCCCAGCUCUGGAUUCCCAGCACAAGUUCAACCCUUCCUGGCGUUCCCUUCCCUCCCAGCCUUACAAACUCCUGGCCAGCCCCUUCCCGGGAAGAGCCCCAGCCAUGCUGAUGUUCCCCACAGCCAUUCCAGGGCUGGGAUUUGGGGAUAAAUCAAAAGGAUCAGCCCCACAUCCUCCCGAUUUCCUGGGGUGCUCGCCCUGAGCCUUCCUGCAUCCAUGGAGCCCUGUCCAGGAGGUCUGGAAUGCUCCAGAAGCUCCUGUUCGGGGUUCCCUCAGCCCAGCAGGAUUUUCCCAUCACUGUGGUUUCAAACCUUCUCACUGCUGUGAGACAGCUCCUGGGGGCUGGAUCCAUCUGGAAGAGCAGGAAGCCCAUGGAAUAAGGGGGUGCAGGCAGGGAUUGGGGUGCAGGAAACAGCAGAGACACCCCAGACAGGGAUCUUGCCAGAGCCCCAUGGACAGCCUGAGCCUGGAUUUUGGGAAGAGCCUUUUCCCUGCCCAGUGUCCCCCCCACAGGUCCCCAGCCCACUCCUGCAGGAUGGGGAGCACCGAGGGGACACUGAGCCCCUAAACCCCCUCUGCGCCCCCAGCCUUGUCACUGGGGGGCUGUUCCUCACUGCCACUGAUCUUGAGACUCUUUGAGGCCAUUUUUGUCCCUGGGCCUGUUCCCCCUGGGUGACCCAGGGCAGCAGAGCCAGCUCUGUCACCUCUCCGGGUGACAGCGUAGCACUGUUCCAGCACUGCCACAAGCCCAGCCCAACUCAGGGGCUUCCCCCAGGGUUUUGUCACCCCUUUGUCCCUGGAGGUCUGUCCCCAGGGCCUUUGUCACCCUUUUUUCCAAGGGCCCCUGGCUUUGCAGGGGACCCUGGGAUUCUCCUCCAUGAAAUUCUGGGGAGCUUCAAGUAGAAAGGGAUGAAGGCUCCAGUGCCACCAUCAUCACCAUGACGAGGGUCCUGGCUGGAAGGAAACAGCCAGGAUCACAUCCCGGGACCACCCUUCGGGUACUUCCCCCACCUCCCUGCCCCAGGUAAGGCUCAGGGCGGGGGUGUCCCCAAGGGAAGGCAGGGAGGGGACAAAUCCCUGAUCUGGGGCCUCCACAUCUGCACCUCUGCUGGAAAACAGAGGCUGAUCCCUUGCUGGCAACAGGGAAGGGCGAGUCCAGCGGGACUCAGCGGCUCUCCUCCCACCGGGGGCUGCCCAGGAAGGCCCCGGAGCCGGGCGGGUGUUGGAGCCCGAGUGGCACCGGGAGGAGGCCGGGGGUGACUUGUCCCCCCCGCGUGUGACAAUCGCGGCCGGGAGCGGGUGGA